Molecule: messenger RNA, 975 nt
Organism: Bombina bombina (fire-bellied toad)
Lineage: Eukaryota; Metazoa; Chordata; Amphibia; Anura; Bombinatoridae
Gene: ANXA10
Product: annexin A10
Exons: 12
Coding region: 1-975 (324 amino acids)
Cellular component (GO): cytoplasm
Molecular function (GO): calcium ion binding; calcium-dependent phospholipid binding
Source: RefSeq, a predicted model, not a curated record
AUGUUUUGUGGAAAUUAUGUUCAGGGAACAAUAUUCCCCAAUCCAAACUUUGAUCCUAUGAUGGAUGUCCAGCUGCUUGGGGGAGCUCUUCAAGGUUUUGGAUGUGACAAGGACGUCUUGAUUGAUAUUCUAACUCAGCGCUGCAAUGCACAAAGGAUUAUGAUUGCUCAGGCCUAUGGGAACUUAUAUGGAAGGGAUUUGCUUGGGGACUUAAAAGAAAAUCUUGACGGUCAUUUCAAAGAAGUUAUGGUUGGCUUGAUGUAUCCUCCACCAUUGUAUGAUGCCCAUGAACUUUGGCAUGCUAUGAAGGGUGUUGGCACAGAUGAAAAUUGUCUCAUUGAUAUUUUAGCUUCAAGAACACCUGGAGACAUAUUUCAAAUGAAAGAAGCAUUUCAAAUGGAAUAUGGCAACAACCUUGAUCAAGACAUUUAUUCUGAGACCUCAGGACAUUUCCGAGAUGCAUUAAUGAAUUUGGUUCAGGGAACUCGAGAGGAGGGAUAUGCUGAUCCUGGCAUGGCAGCCCAGGAUGCAAUGGUCCUUUGGGAAGCAUGCCAAAGAAGAACGGGAGAGCAUAAAAACAUGAUGCAAAUGAUCCUAUGUAACAAAAACUAUCAGCAACUCUGGAUGGUGUUUCAGGAAUUUCAGAAUGUUUCUGGACAAGACAUAGCUACAGCCAUUAGUGAAUGUUAUGAUGGAUACUUCCAACAACUUCUUCUGGCAAUAGUUUCGUGUGUUCGAGACAAGUCAUCGUAUUUUGCAUAUAGACUACACAGCGCAAUCCAUGAUUUUGGAUUCCAUAACAAAACAGUUAUAAGGAUACUUAUCUCAAGAAGUGAAAUAGACCUGAUGAGUAUAAGGCAGAGAUACAAAGAGAGAUAUGGAAAAUCUCUCUUCCAUGACAUUAAGCAUUUUGCAUCAGGACAUUAUGAAAAAGCAUUGCUUGCUAUCUGUGGUGGUGACACUCAAGAAUUCUAA